AUUCCAUGUCUAAACCCCCAGCUGGUUUACUGGAAGGAACAUUAUCAGAUUUCGGAGCCUUUGAUCAGUGCCUGGAUAUUAUUCUUCCCAAGAAAAAUGGCGAGGUGGAAUUUCGUGGGCAAUACUGCGCUAUGGAAGCGAAUCCGCUGAUGCCACCCAUUCCGAAAAACUUUUCACUUGCCAAACAAAGACACGCACAGCCACUAGACAGUAUAGCGGAAGAAGUAAAAAUAGGGGGCAUGGCAUUCUACUACUUGAAAUUCCGUCUUGGACUUUGUGUGCCGUCUGCUUGUAACUUGAACGACAUGAAACUCAUAGCUGAAAAAAUUAGCAAAGCCAUUCAGAUGAAUAUCCAGAUUCCUCAAUGCUAUGUUAAAGAAAGUGCUACAUUUCGACCCAUUCACAUAGUUGUGAUAUUUAUUUUGAGUUUGCUUCUCCUUGCAUGUUUAUAUGGAUCCAUAAUUGAACACAAAGCAUCUAAAGAAAAGGACAGACGAUUGAGACCCCACGAGGAAAUGUUCAAAUGUUUCUCAUUCAUUUCGAACUAUCAACGACUGAUGGGCUCUUCCAAAGGCUCUGAAGAGCUGAAGGCGUUGCACGGAUUGAGAGCUUUAAGCAUGGCGUGGGUUAUUCUAGGACAUACGUACGUCUGGUCGAAUUUUCAGCUAUUAAGAAGACCAUCUCUAAUUCCAAAUUGGUUCAACAGCCUUGAUUUCGAGGCAAUACAUAAUGGAUGGUUAUCUGUGGAACCGUUUUUCUUCCUGAGCGGUCUAUUAACUAGUUACGCUGUGAUGAAGAUUUUACCGAAGGCCAAAGGACGCAUAAAUGUUCCGAUUUAUAUUUUAAGACGAUACAUCAGGUUGACUCCACCUUUACUUCUGGCCAUGGGCUUAGCUUUUUUUAUGCCUCUUCUGAGUUCUGGGCCUUUCUGGUAUGAACGAGUGGAUCCAGAGUUGAAGGCCUGUACAGAAUACUGGUGGGCAAAUAUUUUGUAUAUUAGCAACUGGCUCGGCAUGCGACAAAUAUGCGUUCACCCAACUUGGUACUUGUCAGCAGACUUUCAGCUUCACGUGGUUUCAAUUGUCGUUUUGUAUCUACUGUACAGAUCGCCGAAGAUCGGUUUGAGUUUGAUCACGAUCAUCGUAGUUGCCUGCAAUAUUGCCGUCGGAGUUCUAACAUAUCUUUGGGAUCUUCCACCUACUAUACAAAUAUCGUCUGGCAAUAAUGAGAAAAUUCAACAAACCGUUGACAUAGUUCACAUGCGCACUUUCACACAUGCUGGCCCUUAUUACGUUGGAAUCGUUGUGGGUUUCUUAAUGGUCAAGCACAAAGGCAUUGAAAUAAGUAAGGUGGAAAAUAUUUCCGGAUGGUGUGCAUCGAUUGUUCUUGCUUUGACAUCCGUUUAUGGAGCCCACAGAUGGAAUAUUGGUGAACCUCAUGGGCUUGUUUUGACUUCCAUAUUUGCUGCCGUGCAUAGAACAACUUUCACGAUGUCCGUAGCCUGGGUAGCGUUUGCUUGCGUCACAGGGCAUGGAGGUGUAGUGAACAAAUUUCUUUCGGCGUCUCUGUUUGCUCCAGUGAGCCGCCUAACUUUCAUGGUUUACCUUCUUCACAGUCUUGUGAUAUGGGUAAGAAAAGCUUCUGCAAGAGAAAGAAUCUACUUCAGUCAUUACAAUAUGCUUUACGAAUACAUUGGCAAUAUUGUGGUCACUUUGCUGCUGACCGUUCCUUUUUACCUCCUUCUCGAAGCUCCCCUCUCCAAUUUAGAGCGAUUGCUUCUUUCCAGAAAUCUGAAACCCAAAGAAGAAGACACACCAGAGCAGAGAACAAAUGGUCAUCUACCGGAGAAUAUCGUGCAUGCAACAAAAGACUUCAAAUUUAACGGCGAGAUUGCCAUACCCAGUACUGUUGAAUUAACCUCUGUAAAGAGUUUGGAUUGUAUACAGAAUACUGGAAUUUUCCCUGGUAAAAACUGUAUUAAUUAGAUCUUUCUGUACAUCCAUACCUCGACAUGAUGUACAUUUUGUUUUGUAACUAUUUUAAGAAAAAUAAAGGGAUAUUGUGUGUGUA
Molecule: messenger RNA, 2070 nt
Organism: Stegodyphus dumicola
Lineage: Eukaryota; Metazoa; Arthropoda; Arachnida; Araneae; Eresidae
Product: nose resistant to fluoxetine protein 6-like
Molecular function (GO): acyltransferase activity, transferring groups other than amino-acyl groups
Source: RefSeq, a predicted model, not a curated record